Molecule: messenger RNA, 1504 nt
Organism: Pungitius pungitius (ninespine stickleback)
Lineage: Eukaryota; Metazoa; Chordata; Actinopteri; Perciformes; Gasterosteidae
Gene: drg2
Product: developmentally regulated GTP binding protein 2
Exons: 14
Coding region: 139-1233 (364 amino acids)
Biological process (GO): cytoplasmic translation
Cellular component (GO): cytoplasm
Molecular function (GO): GTP binding; GTPase activity
Source: RefSeq, a predicted model, not a curated record
CGAGUUUCCGUGUUUCACCCGGACCCUUCAUGGGCACGGAACGACUUCCGGUGGCUGGUGUCAGCUUUCUGUGCAUGCCGCUGGCAGGAACCUCCGUCAAAGUUGUAACGUUGUCUGCAGCACACCCGAGCCGCCACAAUGGGGAUCACGGAUAAAAUCGCGGAAAUAGAGAGAGAAAUCGCUCGGACACAGAAAAACAAAGCCACUGAGUACCAUCUGGGUCUGCUGAAAGCCAAAUUAGCCAAAUACAGAGCUCAGCUCCUGGAGCCCUCCAAGUCGGCGGGGGCCAAAGGCGAGGGCUUCGAUGUCAUGAAAUCAGGAGAUGCCCGUGUUGCUCUUAUCGGUUUCCCCUCUGUGGGUAAGUCCACCUUCCUUAGUUUGAUGACGUCAACCGCCAGUGAAGCCGCUUCCUACGAGUUCACCACUCUCACCUGCAUACCCGGUGUCAUCGAGUACAAAGGGGCCAACAUCCAACUGCUGGAUCUGCCUGGAAUCAUCGAGGGUGCUGCCCAAGGUAAGGGUAGAGGUCGGCAGGUCAUUGCCGUUGCCAGAACAGCAGACGUCGUCAUCAUGAUGUUGGAUGCCACUAAAGGAGAAGUCCAGAGAGAACUUCUAGAAAAGGAGUUGGAGUCGGUGGGCAUCAGACUCAACAGGUCGAAACCAAAUAUAUAUUUCAAGCCCAAGAAAGGUGGCGGCCUCUCCUACAACUCCACGGUUCCUCUCACCCAAUGCUCAGAGAAGCUCGUUCAGCUCAUCCUUCACGAAUACAAAAUCUUCAAUGCAGAAGUCCUCUUCAGGGAGGACAGCACACCGGACGAGUUCAUUGAUGUCAUCGUGGGGAACAGAGUAUACAUGCCAUGCCUAUAUGUGUACAAUAAGGUCGAUCAGAUCUCCAUCGAGGAGGUGAACCGCCUGGCUCACAGAGAGAACAGUGUUGUCAUCAGCUGUGGGAUGAAGUUGAACCUGGAUUACCUUCUAGAGACGUUGUGGGAAUAUCUCGCUCUGAUUUGCAUUUACACUAAGAAAAGAGGAGAGCGCCCAGACUUUAAUGAUGCCAUCAUUAUGAGAAGAGCAUCAUCUGUAGAACAUGUGUGCCAUCGUAUCCACAGAACCUUAGCCAGCCAGUUCAAAUACGCCCUGGUUUGGGGAACCAGCACCAAGUACAGCCCCCAGAGGGUCGGCCUAACGCACAUCAUGGAGCACGAGGACGUCAUCCAGAUCGUUAAGAAGUAAAAAACCAGCACCCGACGGGACGGAGGAGGAACUGAGCAGGAAGAGUCACACUUUAGUCAGAGGAGUUAAAAUGGAAAAAAAGACCCACUGUACAGUGAAUAUACUGCUAGGAUAAACCAUUGUUUUUUUCUUAUAUAUUAAAAUGAGCAAAAUGCAUCGAAGAGACUGAGGUGGCUUUGAACAGGACAUGGUUUAUUUUACUUUUUGAUUAUAACAAGAUGCUUUGAUUCAGAGAGAAAAUGGGAAAAGAAUAAAAUCCAUAAAAUAAUGA